AUGUCCUCACGAACCCCCAACCCCUUCCUCAUAAAAUCCCCCUUUUCCUCUCCCUCCCCCUCCCCCUCCAAACCCACAACCACAACCACAACCACAAUCUCAACCUCAACCCCCCUCCCCCUCUCCCAAGGCCUCCUCCUCUCCUCCUCCUCCGACCCCCUCGUUCCACUCGAACUACGUCUCGUCUCCCUCCUCUCCUAUCCCUGCACCGCGAUCGUAAAUCCGAUUUCUCAAUCUCCGGCUGCGUAUCCGCUUAUGCGCGCGAAGGGUUCGAUGACUGGGGUUGCGGAUUCUGGACUCGUGGAUUCCGGGCUCGUGGACUCGCCUUCAAGGAUGGGUAUGACUAUUGGUACAGGGAUACCACAAAUAAGUCUCCCAGGCCUGAUCGAUAAAACCGCCGGGGAGGAUCUGGCGAAGUGGAGAGAAAAGAAUUGGAAAGAAGGAUUGAAUGCAGGAGCGUGUGGAGUGAGUGGGAGUUUUGGAUUGGGUAAUGGUGCUGAAGCAAAGAUUGGCGAAGGGAAGAAAAAUGGGAAAGUGAGAAUGAGAAUGAGAGAGGAGGAAUAUGAGAGACCGAAAUACAUUAUUCAUACGCAUGCGCCGAAUUUUGCGGAUAAAGCGUAUAGUACGCCGUUGGUGAAACAGUUGUUAGUUAAUUGUUAUCGGGGGGCGCUGGUGGAGGCUAUGGGGAUUGCAGAGAGGGAGGAGAAGGAGGAGAAGAGAGAGAGGAUAAAGGGAGGAGAUGAAAAACAAGAGGAGGAGGAGGAGAGGGAGAAGGAGAAGGAAAUUGCUUCAGAUAUUGAAGUGAAAAAAAUAGAUGAGAAUUCAGUAUUCUCCACCAGUACAGGCGAAGAUACGAUUAUGGCGGAUACAGAGCCAAACACGGAUGAGAAUAUGUCAGCAGAGCAGGAGACAACACCGGAGAUACCAAGGAAAAGAGGAAUAGGAAGUUUCGGCACCAUUAAUAUGGCAGGGAGUGUGAGUGGUCCAGCAAGUCUGGCGAGUCCAAAACAUGUGGAUUUAGAUGCGUUUGGUGUUUCGCCCAUUCCGUCUCCGUCUAUUCUGCCAAGUACAUCUAUUCCGUCGAUUUCAUCGAUUCCGCCAAUACUACUCCCAUCAUCCAUAUCAUCCACAUCCGUCCCUUUGAUUUCCCAUGACCCUUCGAAGCAUCAUAUUGCGCAAUCCUCUCCCAAACCAGCAGGUAUAAUCAUUGCCUUCCCCGCCAUCUCCACAGGUCACAAAUCCUUCCCCUAUCGUCUCGCUGCCCGUAUUGCUGUAGGUACUGUGAGAGAUUUUCUACGCCAUCCUAUUUUUGGCGCCGCACGAAGAAAAAGGAUUCGGAAGGUUGUUUUUUGUGUGUGGCCUGGUGAUAGUCCGAAUAGAAAAGCGUUGCAAGUAGCAUUUGGACUUAAUUUUCCGCCACCUUUACCACAGAGUGCACCGUUGAGCCCGGUGACUAAUCAGCUUUCUACGCCGCCGUUCUCGCCCAGUGUGAAGGGGAAGAGGGGGUUUGAUUUUAAGUUAGGGAUGGCGUUGCGGGAUUUUGAGGGGCAGGAGAGCGAGGUGCCGAAGAUUGUGGUUACGCCGCCAGUUACGCCGAUGGUGGGGUCUGGUCUGAGUUUGAGUUUAGGUUCGGGGGAGAGAGAUAGGGAUUCGUCUGGUUUGGAAAAUUUGGAAGGGGAGAGAUUGAGUAGGGGACAUGAGGAUCUGGGAGAUAGGGGAAGUGAGAUUGUGGAGGAAGUGGGAAUGGAUGUGGAGGAAGUGGGAAUGGAUGUGGAUGUUGAUGUGGAUCCGGAGAAGAAGGAGACUGAGAAAGACUUGAACGUAGAGACGGGAAGAGAGACGAGUGAGGGUGAUGGUAUUAGUGUUGAUGGGAAACUGACAGCGGAAGUUGGGCAAGGAGGUGAGGAAGAGGAAUUAAGAGAGAAAUUGAGACUACGCAAACUAGAAGUAGGAGAGGAAGAGAAACAGAGAGAGGAAGAGAAACAGAGAGAAGAAGAAAAAAAGAGAGAAGAAGAAAAAAAGAGAGAAGAAGAAAAAAAGAGAGAAGAAGAAAAAAAGAGAGAGGUGAGACUACUCAAAGCAGAAUUAGAGGAGGAACUGAAAAAGGAAGUGAAACGACUCAAAACAGAAGUGGAAAAGGGGGAACUGAGAGAGCAAGUGAGACGACUCAAAGCAGAAAUAGAGAAAGUGCAUGGACGUGGAGAUAGUCGUGGUAGAGAUAGAAGAGGGAGAAAAGAAACAUACAGACAGAGAAAAAGGCAACAAGGGUUGAGAUUGGCUGCUGCGAUGAGAAUGAGGAGAGAGAGGGAGAGGGAAAGAGGGGGGAAGAAAGGAUAUCUAAAUUUGGGUGAGAAUUUGAGGGUUGGAGAGAGGGAUACGAGGACACCAGACAGAAUGCCAGGAAUUGGUGAUGGGAAGACAGAGAAAAGGGUGGAUGAAAGGAUAGGAGAGCAAGAAGUAGACCAAAUGAAUGUGGCUGAUGAGGGUGUUCGGAGACCUGAAGUGGGAGAUGAUACCGGCUCACCCGAAAGCAAACUAAGCACCGGAGAAGGACAAGCAGAAGGAAUUCAACCUAAGGAUAAGGAAUCGCAGGAGAAUAUAAAAGUUAGUGGAUACGUCCGUCGACAUGGAGGAAGCGAAACGAGAAUAAAACAAGAGAGAAGAUAUCCGGAACAAGUUGGUGGAGGAGAUAUCAACGUGGGUACGAAGAGAGGAAGGCCAAGUAGGGUAGAAGGAAGACGACCAGGAGGUGUUGAUACUGAACGACGUGGAGGGAGGAAACUGAGAAAAAGGGGGAGAUAG
Molecule: messenger RNA, 2802 nt
Organism: Botrytis deweyae
Lineage: Eukaryota; Fungi; Ascomycota; Leotiomycetes; Helotiales; Sclerotiniaceae
Exons: 1
Coding region: 1-2802 (933 amino acids)
Source: RefSeq, a predicted model, not a curated record